Molecule: messenger RNA, 1224 nt
Organism: Batrachochytrium dendrobatidis JAM81
Lineage: Eukaryota; Fungi; Chytridiomycota; Chytridiomycetes; Rhizophydiales
Exons: 1
Coding region: 1-1224 (407 amino acids)
Source: RefSeq, a predicted model, not a curated record
AUGAGAGUACAGAGUCUCAUUCUGUGGAUAUUUAUGUUUUAUCAAACAUCACUUGUCACGGCUCUCCCCGUUUACGAUAAUGGCAAUGGCCUGGAGUAUGUCGUGCUGGAGAAACGAAAUGUUUUCACUGAUUUGGGAAACAAGAUUAAGGCUGCAUUUCAACCCGUCACCAACUUUUUUAAUCGCGUAUCAAAAGCCCAAAAACAGUCUAGUUUAAAUGCUGGCACUGGAUCGAACCCACUGGAUAACGUCAGUGGUGUUAAAGAUGAUGGUAAAGAUGCUGAUAAAACUUCAAAAGAAUUCAAGCCUAUGUUUGAUACUGCUGCUGAUGAUGAUCCUCCACCACCACCAGUUGCUAAACCCAAACCAUCAAAAAGUAAAAUCAAAUCACUAGAAGCUGAAUUCAAAACAUCGACAGUUAUACCUGCAAUUAGACCUGCAUCUAAAUUUAUAGCAUCUCCCACUGACGAAUCGCAGGUAAAAGCUAUUAGUCAACCAUCACCCGUUCAUCCACUAUCAUCCAAUAGUCAAUCAUCAUCCAAUACUCGAUCAUCAUCCAAUACUCAAGUAGCACACCAGACAAUCACUCAAUCAAUAACUUCUGACAAUCAAACUCCGUUCAUCAUCACUCCAUCUUCACAAAACAAGUUCAUAGCUCCACAAGUUUCCGUCUCAGAAGUCCCUCAGGCACCCAUUACUUCAUCAUUACAACAUCCAUCUCAGUCUCCAAUGGUCAAUCACCCAUCUCAGUCUCCAAUGGUCAAUCACCCAUCUCAGUCUCCAAUGGUCAAUCACCCAUCUCAGUCCCCAAUGAUCAAUCAUCCAUCUCAGUCUCCAAUGGUCAAUCAUCCAUCUCAGUCUCCAAUGGUCAAUCACCCAUCUCAGCCCCUAAUAGUCGACAAUUCUUCCAAUGAUAUAACAUCGACGGCAUUAAACCACAAAAAGACAAAUCAUGUCCCACAAGUAUCGGAUAAAUCGGAAGUGAUGGAAAGUCAAACCACAUCAAAUAACAUUCAUUCAUCCUCUUCCCAGCAUUCACAUCCAGCACCUAAAAACGAGCCAAUUGAAAAUCAAAGUAGAACUACUCACACACCAUCUAUAAAUGCUGUAUCCAAGACAGACCGCGAUGGGAUUGAGGAAUUGGAUACACGUAAAAAUAUUGCAGGUACACACGAACGCCCCACUGAUAUAAACGAUACUAGCGUUGAUACAGAACUAAGCUGA